Anastrepha obliqua is the source of this 3378-nucleotide messenger RNA. RefSeq names its product RUN domain-containing protein 1. Bases 260 to 2950 code for a protein of 896 amino acids. The record is from RefSeq and is a predicted model, not a curated record. Lineage: Eukaryota; Metazoa; Arthropoda; Insecta; Diptera; Tephritidae. The transcript is spliced from 4 exons.
UAAUUUCCGUUUUUCCGUUGUUCUACUACAAUAAACCGUAAUCUGUGCAAGAGAAUUCAACCAUAUGCCUUCGUAGUGCAUUCGCAGUUGUUCUCCGAAAACUUGUUGUGUGGGAUCGUUGUGCUAAUUGAAUAAAAUUGAUUUUUUUGCACUUAAACUUUCUGCUUAAAAUGUGGCAAAAUAUUUGCAAUAGAAAAAUGCGAUUAUUAUUAACUUUCUUCGAGUAUUGUAUAUGAGAAGUGUACGAAAUCUGUGAAAAAUGAAUAGUUUACAAAGUGAACAGAUGGAAGAAAUAUUCGAUGCGGAUUCCAGCGUACUUGCGAAAUCUGCUGCAGACAACAAAGACAACCGUGUUUGUGCCCUGUCACUUGUGGAGGUAGCAGCAAAUAAGCACAAAUAUGUGGGGGAUGAUUACAGGGACGAAGGUCAACAACUUGACGAGGAGGAAACGAUUUUUCUUGAACGUCGUUGCAACAGUCAAUGUAGCGUAAGCAAUGCAGCUGAGACUCCGAUAGAGGCAACAACCCCCAUCUCCCCCACCUCACCAUCAUCUACACCCUCACCAACUAGCGCACAAUCAACCCCUUACACAAACAAGCCCACGGCAUAUGCGUGUAUGCAAAAUCAACUAGAAAGGGAGGACGAGGAAGAAGAAGCAGAGGUAGAGGUGGAAAACACCACAGGGGAAUCAACACGAACCAAUAUAGCGAAUACUGACCACCAUGUGUUUGAAGCAUGCAAGGAAACGAAUGCUAUUUUCGGUGAUGAUACUUUGUUGCCCUCGGAGCAUUACGAUCACACAUCCCCUCAUCCGCUUAGUGAACGUUGGUCGCCUCUAGGCGCGAACUAUGACGAUGCAAUGAGUCCUACUUCAGAAUUGCUUAGUCCCGAAUCCGAAUUAGAACUUUUGAGUUCCGAUAGUCAGGACAAGCAGGAGUUGUUGCGUAAUGAUCCCAACGAAUUGGGACGUUUAAGAAAUAUGGAAGAGGAACAGGAGCUGUUAACCACUUCGCUGAUGGCAUUGACUUCGCAUUUCGCCCAUGUUCAAUUAAGGGUGCGACAAAUUGUGGAGGCGCCUUCACACGAACGAGAUCAGCUACUGAAGGAUUUGGAGGAAUUUGCGUUUCGCGGCAUACCGGAACCAAUAGUGCCCGGCUCAGCAGGCGAUAUGAAUCCUGACUCAUCCUCCCUUGCACAGCCUGACGAUGAGGCGGUGCGACAACGACAAUUUGAACUGAUUGAACAUCUGAAAUCACAACUAAGUGAACUAGAAAAGCUGGCGUAUGAAUCGGGAGCGCCGGUUUUGCCACAGCACAUCUUACUUGAGAAGCAGAAGAUAAUCAUUGACGAGCUUAAAAACAAAUUGAAUUUGCAAGUUGACGAGCGCGAUUUGCCCGAGCUGAGUCCCGAAGAGUUGAAGAAUCAUGUAGACAAUGCCAUCGGCGAAUUUGUAGGCCCACUGCGAAUGAAGGAGCAAUUGGUGGCACAAUUGAAAACACAAAUAACUGAUCUUGAACGUUUCAUUGCCUUUUUGCAAUGCGACACGGAGGAUUCGAAGAUGAAGACGCUCAAUGGUAGUGAGAAGCUGAAUGAACCCUAUAAUAGUUAUGCUGCCAAGAAGAAGGGAGAAAAGGUGCGAAAACUGCAUUUGAAGCCACAGCAGGACGUAACAGAAGAUACUCUCAAUGCUUUGCAUCCAAAUACAAGUCGAAAUGCCGCACAACAGAGUCAUGGUGAGACUUUGAAUAGUAAGGCGCAUAGUUUGUUGGAUAAGGCUUCCUUGUUGAUGCAAAUGUUUGCCACUACACAUUUUGGCGCCAAAGCUGAUCAAUUUCAAAAGAAUACGCUGAAGAAAACAUCAAAGGGCAAUCACUGGGGUGAUUUGCGCGCCCAGCUCGAAGUCGACAUACAGGAGGUAGCUUCACUGGCAGCUACACUCAGUUUCGAUCGUGAAAAGUUGGCCAACAUGAAGCGGGCACUGAAGAACUCAAAUCGCAAUGUUAGCGCCUCCUUAGCAUUGAGCGCUCACAAUGGCACCGUCACCAAACCGCCCCGUGCGCGUCCACAUGCCACAACAACAACAAAUCGUAAAGAUCUUAAGACAUACACCGUGUCCUCCGAUUCGGAUGAGGAGGACACCUACGAUUGUUACGCUUGGGAGCGUAACCAGUGGCGCAAGUCGCAUGGUUCGCGUUAUAAUGGCGGCGACUCAAUUGCAACGAUAAGUAAGGAGUUGACGACAGCGGUGCGCAAGAACUUUUCCAUGACGCUCUUGCGGCUCAUACAACAUGGACUGCGUGUGGAAACCGAAUCGGCUACUUCCAGUCUAAUUGUGCCAUUCAUGCGCUGCCUCCAUCCGUCCCCAGUUUUUGCCGCCGAGCAGGGUUAUCGCACACGAGACGCAACUAGCACUUCAUCCUUUGUUUCUUCGGCGGCCUUCUCUUCCACCUACAAUGCCAAUUACACGGGCAACGAUUGCGAUGAGGAGAGCACAAGUGGAUUCUUUGGCACGGGUGGCAGUCGACCGAUGCAUGCGUGGGAACUCAUUUUGGAAUAUUACUAUUUGAAGAAUGGCGACGAAUUUAAUAACACACCGGCACGAAAACUCUCGCAAAGUUUCAAUUUGGAUAUUGUGGACUCGCAAGCGGUGACGGCGAAGCAGGGUUUCCUCAGUGCGGUGGGCAUGAUAAUUGCCAUGCAUCGCCCCUACAAACGCAGCUACAAUGCACAUUUCAAGGCUUUUGUUUGUGCAGGACUGAACUGUCAUCAGUUGGUUGAGUGGUUGAAUUUGAUAUUUAGCUGCACCGAUUUGGUAGACACUUACUACACCGCCAACAGCUAUGUGGCACGCACUGGCUUUCGUGACUCGUUGCGUUCAAUUGAUGCGCUCACCAAAUACGAUUUUGAUUUGCCUGUAGACUUGGCAAUUCGACAUUUUCGUAAUCUUUAAUUAGUCAGCGUAAUUAAGUAAGCACAGUGGAUGCCCAAAGUGCAUAUAUAUAUAUCUACAUACCUACAUACAUACAUACAUACAUAUUACGGAGUCCACAAGUCAACUAAUUUCAUAUCCAAACAUAAAAAAAAGGCAAAACCCAAUGUACUUAUACGAAUUAAUGCAAACUAAUCGAAUUUCUUCCAAAUUAGUAUGCGCAUUUAUUGAUGUGUUGCUCAAGUAUUCGUAUGCUAUAGUUCGAAUAUUUGUGUAUGUCAGUGUGUAAUUUAUGCUUUGAUAUGUCGUUUAGUAUUGAAAGGCACCAAACUCUGGUCCAUUUUUAUUCUAGUCUAAUACUACUCUAUAUAUGGUAAUAUUUAUGUAACUAUGUAUUAAAUAACCAACUAAUGCCUAAGUAGCGAUAAAACAAACUCUAAUCUAUGCAA